GACGCCUCUUUUCCCUUUUCAUGGCACUUGCUAAGCAACUGGAAAAUAUAAAAGCAAGAGGUGAUUGUAUUUAUCGCAGAACAAAAGCACCUCCUUCCAUAUUAUUUGAUGACAAAGUAUCCAGAAAGUUAGAUACUGAACAAAUACUGAAUCUUGCAGUGGAAGGCUUGGAAACUCUUAGAAACUUGGACCAGAGAUUUUGUCGUUUUGAACACAGCAUCUUUUCUUUAUUGCAUCCUAUUGAUAGAAAUUUGAAGGAUGAUGAAGAGAACAGGGGUAUAGAUAAAGAAAUUCGAGAAUUCUGUUUACUGGCCUCUCCCUAUUUCCUACUAAGAGCAACUCACAAGUGUUUAGAAUGGCUCAUUAGAGGACUGGAAGCAGGAAAGAGAAACGUGGAUGACCUAAUUGCUUUGGCGCUACCCUUUCAUGCCACACCACCUUUCAGUCGAGUGUUGAGUGCCUGUGAACUAGAACCAACUCGCUGGACAUUCUUGAAACCAGUCUGUCAACACAAGGAGUCUUUACAAAGAAAUACUUUAAGACAACAGGCACCUUUAUGGCUUUGGAGAUUCGUCACACAAACUGCAAAAGAUUGUGCACAACGUUCAGUCAGAGCUUCACAGCUGUUCUCAUUUUGGGCAGUCUUUGUGAGGGAAAAGUUGCAAACGAUUGGAGAGAAAGACAACAUCAUCAUGAAAGAUGUUCUUUUGGACACCCUUUUAGGUAUUCAAAUGAGACAAGGUGACUGGGACUCCUUACUGGAAUAUCGUAAUGCAAGCGUAGUUGUAUUAUGCACCUUUUUUGAAAGAUUCAAGUUGAACUCGGAUAUCCUGUCAGCGUGUAUGAAUGCGUUGUGUUGUAGUUUUGAGUCAGUUUGUUCUUUGCAAAACAUGACUCAGGCAGUCUAUCCAUUGGAAAAAGGAAGCAUGUUUUAUCAGUUGUUGAAGUCUCUGGUAAAAUGUUUAAUGCUAUUGUUCUUUUAUCAUUGCGAUGUGAAAAAGGAAAUGAAAGAUGCCAUUUUAACCUCAGAAAAUAUUUCUCAGUUGUGUAAGAAUGAAAAUACUCUGGUCAGAAUACUUAAGGAAUUGGCGAGCGAGUUGGAUAUUGACUACAGUAAGCCAUUUAUGAUAGCUCUGUGUCAUUCCAUGAUUGAGCAAUUGACUACCCAUAUUGACUACUUGGAAGCUUUGUGUCAAAUCUUUACUUUGAUGCCUGUACAAGAGUUCCUAGGUCACUUGAUUAAGAAACUAUUGGAAUUUUAUGAAAGACAUCUGGAAAUGUUGUCAUCCAAACCACAAAAUACGAAUAAUAUUGCUUUAUCUAGUACAGAAUCCCAAUCCAUUAUUUUACAACGCUUGCAAAAGGUCAUGAGCCGACUGAAGACUAUGGCAAAUACUCAAGAACUCGACUUGGGCAUUCGAGAAUAUUUAAAACAAUCCAAGAACGCUUCCAUUCGAGAGCAACUUGUUGGAGUUCUUUUUGGUAUAUUUAGUGGUUCCAUGUUAUUGCCAGUUAUUAUUCAUCGUGAAGAAAUGGACUCGACUGUUUUUGAUCAAGGCAAUGAGACUAUAGCAGAAACUUUGUUAGGUGUUUUGGAACAUCCAGAAGCAGCUAUUCGUGAAUAUGCGUUGAAAAUGUUGAAGCAACACUUAUUGGUACCUUUGGAGUCAAGUAGGGAGGAAGAUCACUCCACUGAAGAAAUAUUUCGUAAUAUAUCAGAAACCUUGAUUCGUCAUAUCGAUAUGGAAGAUUGUUUAUCAGUUGUCAAAUCUGUUUUAGAACUAUUUAUAGAACAUGUGAAGUUACAGAAUUCAGUCCGUACCUUGCUUUUCUGGUCAAUUGAACGUAGAUUGGAAAGGAUAUGGAAACAAGUGGACAACAUGGAUAAGCAAAUAACUUUAGCAUUGUUACAAAAGUUGCCAUUGCUUCAAGUAGAUGAGUCAACAUGUAUAACGCCUUCUUUAUUGGGAACUUUGCUGUCGUUUGUAUUCCAUCCAGACAUGGAUUCGGAUGUGAAGCAAGCUGCAUUUCAUUGUUGGAUGACUUUGUGGCGUAGAGCAACGAGUAGAAAGGAAGUGAAUCAUAGCGUUGAGAAUACAACAAGUAAUGAGACUGAUAUCUCUGUUUCUAUUAUGAUUGCAGUAUUGACCAAUUGGAUGACGAAGGAAGGUUGCAGAACCAAUGAGUCGACGUAUAUUAUAUCCAUUGUCGAAAAGUUGAUGAAGGAUUGUUUGGACAAUCUUUCUUAUGAAAAGAAACAACCGUGGCAAAUGCAAAUGACAUUUCACCAGCUUUUGUUUAUUUCGGUUGUCCUGAAUAUGUUUUUACGUACCACUUGCGAUGAUGAAAAACAUAACAACUCACUGAAGGAGAAGAUAUAUUGGCUCAUGACGUGCUUUGUAGAAUGUAUUGCUUUGUGGAUACUUUCAGAUGGAAGACUUUCAAAAAACAAGCCUCUUGAUUCUGAAUGGAAGAGUGCUUGGACAGAGCAUGCAAACUGGAUGGAUCCUUUAUUUCUUCGAAGGCUAUUUUUAGAAACAAAUGGUUCCCUAUUAUUCUUUGGUGGUAUGAGUGUGUUGAAACAGUUCUAUCAAACCAUGGACGACGAGAGGACUCGUAUUACCAAGAGAACUCAACUACUUGCUACUAUUUUGUUUCCACUGGAAAAUUCCAAAUGGAAAUGGAGCCUGUUUGAUCGAGAAAUGAUAUAUGAUUGUAUUUGCCAAUUAUCGAAGAGUGGUAUGGAAGAAAACAUUGUACAUUUAUUGUUCGAUAAUGAGUUUCAUUUUCGACCAUUUUGGAUAGCUUUAUACUUCCUCGUUGAAAAGACAAAAAAGAAGAAUGACCUUAGAAUGUCUAUCUUUUUUGUUCUAUAUCAAUAUUUUCCAUCGGCACGACCAGCUAUCGAAAGCGCAUGGAAAUGUACAAGUCAUGAAAUAGAUGAUAGGAAGAAAGAACUUGUUGGAAAGGGGAUGUUUCUUCAAGAUUCAAAGAUGCAAGAUCCAUCUGUACCACUAGUCCAUUAUAGAUUAUCCGAUGAUGUUAAAGUUGCCAUGUUGCGAAGCUGUUUUGAAAUGAAAUAUUUUUCCGAUUUUCAUAUCCAACUACUCAUUUUAUUGGCGCCGAUAGAUGAAGAACAAACCAUUUCUUUGGAGCUAUUGGAAACUGUAGUAGAAUUAUUGCAGCGUUUGGAAGACAACUUGAAAGAUUGGAACGAGGAUGAAUUGCAAAACACGUAUUCUUUGAUAACUCGUUAUUUUACAUUUGUAGAUGAAAAGGACCAACAAGUUGCCAGUGAAAAUCAACGUAUAUGGGAUGUUUAUUUCAAUCAUAUAACAUCGAAUACGGAUAGUAUUCGUAUUGCAUUUCUUCAGAGGUGGCCAUUCGUAGUCAGUUGUGGAAAUCAACAGAGAUGGAAAGACUUGGCACUCGUCUUGUUUCAAUUAUGGAUGGAUACGAAACAGGAAGAUGUCGUUGUAUUGCAAGUAAGACAACUGAUUAUGAAGUUGGCUGAAGUAGAUAUUUCAUUGUUUCUCAUUCAAUUGGAAGAUAUGGUCAAAGGUUCGCAGAUGGCAACUUGGGAAGAAUUGCCUUUGGUAAUAUCGCGUUCCAUACCGUUGUUGGAAGUAUUCGCUAAUGUAUCCAUUGAUGUACUGAACGAUGAAGAUGAUUUGAGCCAUUUGGUCAAGUCAUUGACUAUUUAUCUUUCCAUAUUAUCAAAAGCUCUUGAAAAUAGAGGCGAAGAAGUGCAAUCUUCCGCUUCUUCCUAUGCACAGGGACUAAUUGUUUCUAUUUUGUAUCGACUAUGCAAGUAUUUUGGGAAGCGAUUUCCGAUUGGCUCUCUGAAUCUGAAAAUAUUUACGCAAGACGAACAACAGCCAUGGGCAGGAGCAUUUUCACGCGCUGCACUCAUUCGUUUGAUUUGUUAUCUUACAAGCUUGUUUCCUUCCGAGUUGAAGGAGAAUUUUACCAAUGCUUUGAAAUGGAUGUUAAGAACGACGAAUACGGAAUACGUGAUUAGUAACAUAUCUUAUAUAACACCUGCAGUUAUUGCCAUUUUAUCACAAGACGAUAGGGAAGAUAUGAUUACUGUUCCAUUUAUAACUGAGUUGUUGUCUUUUUUGGACUCGGAAAGUUGUCUGUUAUUGGCAAGAAAUAUUUUCGAAUCACUGGGUCAAUGCAAGUUGGAGACUAUUUUGUUUUCUUAUUUGCUACGAGACGCAACGUUAAGGAGGAGACAAGGUGGAGAUCGAAAUAUCCAAACUUUUUGGGAGCCCUAUAAGAGAUUAUUGUUUAGUUUUCCUUUGACCAUACAGAUACAUGUUGUGGAACAAUUUUUGCAAACUAUGGAUACCACUUUUGAAGAGGAAAUAUUUCAUUUGAGUUUAGAAUGGGUACGUUGCACAACACUAUCUCCAAUGUUUCGCAGUUGGCAUGUGCAAGAUGACCAUAGUGUGAUGAGGAUGGAUUCUGAAGAAUAUCAUUUGGAGACAAGUGUUGUCUCUUUACUUGAAAGAGUGUUUUUCUUUUCUGUUGGAAGCCAAGACCGAAUGGAAAUGUUUCAGGAACAGUAUUCAUCAUCGAUACUUUGUUUGUUUCCUUUUCCUUUGUUUAUUCGAGCAAUGAAAAAUGUUCUCAGUAUGGAGUCGAAUGAAAUGGCUUAUCUUGGUUUAACAUGUAUUUCCCAACUACUUUAUACUGAAGAAUGGAAACAAACCAAACAUGCAACAUGGUAUGGGACUAUGGAAAGAAUCAAACAUUCUAUUUGUAUUCAACUUUUGCCUGAAAUAUUGGAGAUUGUAAUCAAAGUGCAAGUGAAGGACAGUAAGUUACGAAUGGCAUCCAUUGCUGCUUUAGAUAUUUGUGUGCAUAUGUAUCCUCGCGAAAACUUGUUGGAGAAAUUAUCACCCGCACUGCAACCACUGAUGAGUUUUUGUUGUGAGAAGAGAAAGACUCUGGCUUCUUCAAGUAUGCUUUGUUUGAGUACGAUUAUAAGAAGACUACGAAUAUCUUGUGUGGAAUAUGUUCCACAGUUAUUGCAGGUAAUCACUACGGUUUGGGAACGUUGUUGUAAGAUGGCCAACGAUAAAAAGCAAAAUAUCAAACAACAAAACUAUAUUCGAGCCGUCAUUGUUCUUGUUUCCAGUUUUCAAGAUCAUUUGAGCCAUUUUUGGAGUGUUGCGUGUGUUUGUUCCAUGUUGAAAUGUUGUUCGACAAGUUGUAAAAAUACAUUUGGUCAACAAGUGAUGGAUCAAAUGCAAAGGAUUAUGAGCCAUCUUCGAGUUCAUGUAGCGGUGCCAGUACUAAAUACGGGUUUGGAAGAUAUAUCUAUUCAUAGAAUACAUUUUCUAUUGUGCUGUAUGGAAAAAUGGUUUGAUAACGUAUCGAAUAAGGAACUUCGUUCGCAUCAACAUGAGAUUUUUAGUUGUUUAUUAAAAGCAUUGGAUAUUCGAAGACAAUCCAUAGAGAUGGGUUUAUUAUUAGAUGAAGAGGAGGUUGCAGAGUUGGAUAACAAGAUUGGAAAUAUUUUUACAAAACAAGCAUUGCGACUGAUGGAAAGUGACUUUAAGGUGUUGUUUAUGAGAUUAGUUGGUUGGUGUGAAGAAGAGUUCUCCAGUCCACAACUUAUGAUUCCUUAUCAUUGGGAUGAUCUUUGUCCUUUUCGUUGUUGCUAUGAAAGGCUCAUCUCCUUUUUUAAGGUCGUUUGUUCAUUAGCUCAAGGUUUGCGGGAACUUUUUCUACCUUACUUUUCUUAUGUUUUGGAUUGGUGUCUUUGGGUCGCAAGUUAUCCUUCAUUGGAAAAGUAUUGGAAGAAGAUGGAGAAUCAUUCCACCGAUUGGAAGUUUUAUAAAAGAAAAAAGGAAUGGCAGUCUGCCGACUCCAAUCAAAUUAUUGGAUAUCGCAAGUCUUUGGAGAGACGAGGAAUCAUGGAAGCAGUGAAUGCGAUACGGGAAUAUCUAAUGGAGUCACCAAGUCAUGGAGAUGAAUCCCUUUUUGACAGUAUCUUCCAUCUUUUAGAGAGUAGACUUGAUUCCAAUGCUACUAUGAUCGAUGCAAAUGUAUUGGCUUCCAUGAUAAGUUUGUUCGCGGAGAAGAUUGCGAAACAGUUAUCCGUCAACGAUGAAAAAGAUAGUGAUAAUAAUGUUAUUGUUGCUUCUGAGAGAAGAUUAGCUUCGUUGAAUCGUUUUCUUCUUAUCAAGUGUAGAGAUAAGGAUCAAGUGAAACAAGUUUCUAUGGUGUGUGUCGAACAGAUGAUACACCGUUUGGGCCAUCGUUUCCUUUCAUUGUUGCCUGAAACUUUACCUUUACUUGCAGAAUGUUUGGAAGAUGAAACACUCGAAGAAAAGACAAUGCAAGUGGUUCAAUAUUUGGAAGAUUUAUCGGGAGAGCCUAUUCCUCAAACUUGCGUCCAUAGACUUACACAGGAACUCAAAAGACUACAAAAGGACCCUCCACAAUAUAUACAUGUUGUUCCGUGUCCUAAAAACUUUCUAACUUGGUACUUUAUUUUGGAGGGACCUCCCGAUACCUGUUAUGAAGGAGGUAUUUAUUUAGGAAAGUUGAUUUUCCCAAAAGAGUUUCCUUACAAGCCACCUGCCAUCUAUUUAUGUACACCCAACGGUCGUUUACAGACGGAUACUCGUCUUUGCUUAUCUAUGAGUGACUUUCAUCCUGAAACCUGGAAUCCGUUAUGGUCUACUGCUGCGGUACUGAAUGGCCUGCUUUCUUUCAUGGUGUCCGAAGAAACUUCUAUGAAUACGUUGAAAACAAGUGUACAGGAAAAACGGAGACUAGCUUUGUUAUCUCACCGAUUCAAUGCACAGUCGAAAACGUUUUGUCAACUAUUUUCCGAGUGGAUAAGACAAGAUUGGGAUAGCUCAGCACUCCAAGAAUAGAGAAUCCUAUUUCCAAACUUUUUUGGAUAGUAGCCUUGUUG
Galdieria sulphuraria is the source of this 6937-nucleotide messenger RNA. RefSeq names its product ubiquitin-conjugating enzyme. NCBI's taxonomy places the organism in Eukaryota, Rhodophyta, Bangiophyceae, Galdieriales, Galdieriaceae. The record is from RefSeq and is a predicted model, not a curated record. Gene Ontology annotation, cellular component: 90S preribosome; small-subunit processome; t-UTP complex. The coding region runs from base 21 to 6896 and encodes 2291 amino acids. The transcript is spliced from 5 exons. Gene Ontology annotation, molecular function: snoRNA binding. Gene Ontology annotation, biological process: maturation of SSU-rRNA from tricistronic rRNA transcript (SSU-rRNA, 5.8S rRNA, LSU-rRNA); positive regulation of transcription by RNA polymerase I.